AUAUUUACAACAGUAGCCAUAUGAUAGUUUAACCAUGGUGCAUAUAUUAACGCAUAUAUACAUAUGCUGUGCCAUAUUAAAUACUGUAUUAUGUAACAAUACGGGCCCUAGCGGGAAGCUAGACCGUGUGUUACCGCCAUCAGCGUUGUCAGAAUAUGGUGAACACGAGUUUGAUAACUCACUCUACAACAUGAUCGAUGAGAACAAUCAUAGGACGUGUAGUCACCGGCUGGAGCCUGAUGAUGAAGCGGGUUACACCGUCAUCAACGUAGAGGAUCCAGACAAACAAAGAAGGCCUUAUCUCUACCUAGAUAACACCAUAGCAAACCAAUACCGACAGUAUCACAAACCAGGAACUAAAGCGGUAAUUAUUGUGGGUAUCAUACUGCUAGGUAUAUCAACAGCUUCCGGGGUAAUGAUCUGUUGCCGUACUGGCAAGAAGGAUGUUAUACCACUAUAAAGAGAGUAAUGGUGUUAGCUGGAUACAAGACAUAAUUAG
Babesia bovis T2Bo is the source of this 499-nucleotide messenger RNA. Its product is annotated as putative integral membrane protein. The coding region runs from base 35 to 460 and encodes 141 amino acids. The record is from RefSeq and is a predicted model, not a curated record. The transcript is spliced from 2 exons. NCBI's taxonomy places the organism in Eukaryota, Apicomplexa, Aconoidasida, Piroplasmida, Babesiidae.